AUGCCAUCUUGUAGCGGCACGUUGAGACAAAAGUGUUUCCCUAUUGCCGUUCCGAUCUCACUCAAUGCACCCCCAAAAAAGGAUGAUCGAUGGUCCUCAACGUUACACCUUCCAAAGACUAAAUUUCAAAUCCGUCAUGACAUUCCCACAAGUGAAGCAUAUUAUCAACAGAGAACAACAACGGAGCUCUACAAAUGGCAAGCUGCCCAAAGUGAUCGACCUGCAUUUGUACUGCAUGAUGGUCCUCCAUAUGCCAAUGGCUCCUUGCACGUUGGUCAUGCGCUCAAUAAAGUUUUGAAGGACGUCAUUAAUCGAUAUCAAGUCUCGAUAGGAAAGAGAGUACAUUAUGUACCCGGUUGGGACUGUCAUGGUCUUCCAAUCGAAAACAAAGUGUUUGGAGGGGAGGAAUUCCAUGGUCUUUCACCCAGAACGGCACCUCCAGACAAGGUUCGUGGGAAAGCAAGGGAAUUAGCAAGUGAUGCAAUGCAGGAACAAUUGAACUCUUUCAAAAUGUAUGGUAUUAUGGCUGAUUGGAGUUCAGAGACGACAUAUAGAACAUUCGAUAAACAAUACGUGCGUAGGCAGAUGAGAAUCAUGCGGGAAAUGGUUCGAAGGGGACUCAUCUAUCGUGCUCAUAGACCGGUAUAUUGGUCACCUUCUUCUCGAUCAGCUUUGGCUGAAGCAGAGAUAGAAUAUGAUGAAAACUAUGUGAGUUCAUCCGCAUACGUCAAAUUUCCUCUCAUUGCAGGCCCGACACUGUUGAAAAAGGCCAAUGAUUCCAAGAAAGCUUUGGCGGGAAUACAAGAAGGAACGAACAUCAUCAUUUGGACAACAACACCAUGGACACUUCCUUCCAAUAUGUCCGUUAACGUGAACCCAUCUCUCACUUAUUGCAUCGUUCGAGCAAAAGCAGGUCCUUGUGAUGGCGACUAUCUGCUCAUUGCAAAGGAUCGCAUACCAAACUUCGAAAAGCUAAAGAUCGGACUGAACUCAACAGGUGCAAGUGGACGGCCUGUUCUAGGCGAUUUGGAGAUUUUGUUGGAAUUUCAAGGCACGGAUCUGAUCGACUCAACAUACCGUCAUCCUUUCUUGCCGAGCAACGAAAGCGCCCGGCCAAUCAUUGCAGCGAGCUAUGUCACCGCAGAUUCCGGUACCGGUUUGGUGCACAGUGCUCCUGGACAUGGUAAAGACGAUUACAAUGUUUGGCAAGAGUACUGUCAGACCAACCCGAAAGCAGCGCAGGAAGCUAUCAUCUCACCUGUUGAUGAUUCCAGCUGCUUCACAAAAGAUGUGCGAAAGUUGAUUGGAAAGUCACGAGAUAACGAACUGAUGGGCUUGCCUGUGCAAUCAGAGGGCACAAGACAAAUUAUUAAACAGCUGUACAACAGCUUCGAUCUUUUCACCGAAAUUCGAUACCAGCACAGAUACCCUAUCGAUUGGCGUACAUCUCAGCCGGUCAUUGUGAGAUGUACUUCUCAAUGGUUCGCAAAUUUGGAGGCGAUCAAGGAGAAAGCAUUGGCAGCGUUGGAUAAUGUCACCUUUUCACCAGCCUCAGGGAGGGGACGAUUAGAGGCGUUGAUACGGAAACGGAAUGAAUGGUGCAUAAGCCGACAACGUGUUUGGGGUGUGCCCAUUCCGGUGGUCUACAAUAUGGAGAAUGAUGAACCUUUGUUGUCGAUUGAGAAUAUGGAGCACAUCGAAAACGUGCUCAUGGAAAGAGGAAUAGACUACUGGUGGCAAGGAGAUGCAGAGGAGUUUGUCAUUCCUUCUGAGCGUAAAGGUGGUAUCAAAUGGCGCAAGGGCCAGGAUAUUGUCGAUGUAUGGUUUGAUAGCGGCUCAUCCUGGAGCCUUUUGCCGGAAGCGCAAGAUUCAUUUGAUAAAGAUGGAAAUCUCACGAUCCCCAAUGCACCGAUUGCAGACCUCUACCUUGAAGGAACUGAUCAGCAUCGAGGCUGGUUCCAGUCAUCCUUGCUAACGUACAUUGCCAUGGCCGAUUCCGAUUCUCCUUCUGCGCCUUACAAGAAUGUGGUCACACAUGGAUUCAUUAUUGACAGGAAAGGCGACAAGAUGUCAAAGUCUCGAGGAAACGUAUUGUCACCGCAAGUCAUAAUUGAAGGAGAAGGAACUAGAUACGGUGAACCACCCUACGGAGCAGAUGUACUUCGAUUUUGGGCAACUCGUGGUGACCCGCAAACCGAUGUCAGAAUUUCGCCUUUGAUCAUCAAAAAGGCAGCUGAGGGGAUGAGAAAGUUGCGCAAUACUUGUCGAUUCAUCUUGGGAUCGAUUCCCCCUGCUGGACAAGGACCUAAGUUGCAAAAAGAGCAAAUGGAUAUCCUAGAUCGAUACAUCCUUAAUAGAUUGUUGGAUUUGGACGAAUCUUGUAGAAAAGCAUAUGACUCUUUCGACUUCGCCCAAGUUGUUCGAAGGGCUAAUGAUUUUUGCACUACAGAUCUUUCUAGUCUAUACAUGGAUAUUGUCAAAGACAGACUGUACUCUGACACGCUGGACAGCACCAGAAGACAGACCACCGUUGCCAUUUUGGAUCAAGUUUUGCGUACGAUCGUCUCCAUUCUGGCACCCAUCGUGCCACACAUGGCUGAAGAGAUUCACCAAUUCUACAUCGGUGAAGAGAACACAGACCAGAAUGAGUCUGUAUUUAAAGUCGGUUGGCAAAGCGUUCCCGAAGAGUAUCGGGAUAUUGAAGCAGAGAAAGAAUGUGGAGAAUUGUUGGCGUUCCGAUCAGAUCUCUACUCAGUACUUGAAAAAGGUCGUCAAUCCAAGGUAUUGACCACAUCUUUCGGAGUGGAUGUAGACAUUUGUACAGAAGAGGACAGCUCUUUCAAAGCAACAUUGGAAAAAUACGCGGACACACUUCCGGAUUUGUUGAUGGUAUCUCAUGUCAAUGUGCACGAUGCAAUAUCAUCAGACACUCAAACAGAGGGAGACUUGAACCUACAAGGGGAACAUCGAGGUGUUCGCUAUUCGCUUCGAUCGUCAAGGGGGACAAGAUGCCCACGUUGUUGGACAUAUCGCAAAGAAGCCGAAGAGGCUACGCUUUGUGGCCGUUGUGAGAAAGCGGUUAGCGGUCUGCAUUAG
Messenger RNA from Meira miltonrushii, 3096 nucleotides. RefSeq names its product isoleucyl-tRNA synthetase. The transcript has 2 exons. Gene Ontology annotation, cellular component: cytosol. Gene Ontology annotation, molecular function: tRNA binding; ATP binding; aminoacyl-tRNA deacylase activity. Bases 1 to 3096 code for a protein of 1031 amino acids. NCBI's taxonomy places the organism in Eukaryota, Fungi, Basidiomycota, Exobasidiomycetes, Exobasidiales, Brachybasidiaceae. The record is from RefSeq and is a predicted model, not a curated record. Gene Ontology annotation, biological process: isoleucyl-tRNA aminoacylation.